AAUUGGGAAUUUGGGAGAUUUUAAGCGAUGUAGGUGGAAAAAUUGAAGCCUCUCUGUAAUCCGCGUCUUUCCGAUGGUGCGGCCUUCAUCCAUUGUCGAGAUACCGGAUAGACGACGGCGUUACUCUGACCGCGAAAACGGUCGCUACAACUCCGAAUCCGAUGAUUCUGCCGACUACCGCCGCCGUCGCAGCCCGACAUACGAUAGUUACGAUCGAGAUAACCGUCGCCGUGAUGCAGAUCAGCGCCGCCAACGCUACCGUUCUGAUUCACCCGAAGACCGAAGCCCUAGAAGGCGAAGUCCCGUCCCUAACCGAACCCUAAGUUCCCUGCCCAAGAAAUUUGGCAGGAAAGGUAGCUACCUGGACCGUGAUUAUCGGAAUGGAAAACAUUCGGAUUCCGAAUCUGAUGAGGAGUUGAAGGGAUUGAGCGUUGAGGAGCGAAGGAGGCUGAAGAGGCAGAAGAUGAGGAAGGCCAUGAAGUUCUGUAUUUGGGAGAAUACGCCGAGUCCACCGAGGAACGACGAAGAUGAUUUUGAGUAUAAAGCUGAUGAAAUUUCUGAGAAUUACGGGGAGGAGAAUGGCGAGGAGAAGAGCGAUUCAGAUGUGAAGGUCAAAGGAAAGGAGGAGAAGAGUGAUAGGAAGGCAAAAUCUGAGUCAGAUUCUGGGAAAAGCGAGUCAGAAAGUGAGCCCGAGUCGAAAUCUGAAUCUGAGACGGAUGAUUCGAGGUCAAGGAGGAGGAGGAAGAGUUCAAGCUCUAAGCGCAGAAGUAGGAAAUCCUCGUCCCAUGCUAAUAGCGAAACCGAGGAAAGUGAAAGUGAAUCAGAUGAUGAAGAGGAUCGAAGGCGUAGAAGGAAGUCAAGGAAGAGGCAGAGUGGACGUAGCAGGAGCACCAAGAAAAGUAGUAGUAGAAGUAAAAGCAGCCGGAGGAAGGGAAGCUAUAGUGAUUCUGAUGCGAGUGAAAGUGCAGAAAGUGGAACUGAGGAAUCUGAUGCAAGUCAAUCUUCUGAUGAUCGCGUGAAGUCAAAGAAGAGGAGACGCUCUUCAAGUUCAAGGUCCAAACGUAGCAAGAGAAAGAGACAGUCUGAAACAAAGAGUGAGAGUUCGGAUGGGGCGUCGGAUUCUGAAACUGAUGCAAAGAUUAAGGCAAAUGAGGAUGAAGAUAAGCAGGCUGAGAUCAAUGCAGAGGUGCUUAUGUUUAAAGAAAUGAUUGAGGCUCAGAAGAAACCCGCAUUGGAUAAUGAACCAUCAGUUGGUCCAAUGCCAUUGCCGAGAGCUGAGGGGCAUAUCAGUUAUGGUGGUGCCUUGAGGCCUGGUGAAGGUGAUGCUAUUGCACAGUACGUUCAGCAAGGUAAGCGUAUCCCACGAAGAGGUGAAGUGGGUCUUUCAGCAGAGGAGAUUCAGAAGUUUGAGAACCUUGGGUAUGUGAUGAGUGGUAGUAGGCAUCAGAGAAUGAAUGCCAUUCGUAUUAGGAAAGAAAACCAGGUUUACAGUGCUGAGGAUAAGAGGGCGUUGGCCAUGUUCAACUAUGAAGAGAAAGCAAAACGUGAGCACAAGGUUAUGGCUGAUUUGCAGCGGCUGGUGCAGCGCCAUAUUGGCCAGGAUGUUGGUCCUACUCAUGAUCCUUUUGGUGCUAAAGAUGCUGCUGAUAUUUGAUUCUCCUGUCUUAGGAGCUAAAAACUGCGUUUUGUUAGAUGAACUUUCCCUGCAUUUCUUAAACAUCAAUGAAGCAUACUGAGUGGAUAGAGGAAUCUCCAUGCUGGACAAUGGAGGGAGUGAAAUUAAUGCAAUUGAGUAAAGGAUGGCAGGAUCUCUAUUGCUACAAUGGCGAACACAUGUUUCAGGAUGGUAACAGAUAAACUACUUUUUGGAGGAGAGUUUCAGCAUGCUGAUGAUGCUGUUAAGAAGAAACCAACUUGGACAUCGUGCUGUUGAUGCUGGCUGAAGCUGAGAUAAUGGCUUGAGUAAGGAAGAGAUAUGAUUUGAUUUGUGGGAAUUGGGACUUGAGAGGCAGGGAGGGACCAGAAACUGAAUGAAUAGAGGUAAAGUUUAGUUAACAUGAUUUGAUCAAGGAUUGGAUUCAAAAUGCCUCUAGGAUUUUGAAAAAGAUGAAUACUUUUAAUGUGUUCUCUGAUCUCUGCUAGCACCACACUUUUCUGCAUUUGGAAAAUAUGAAUGCUAUGUAUGUCUUUGAUUCAUGAAAAAUAAAACUUAUCCCUAACC
Messenger RNA from Rubroshorea leprosula, 2221 nucleotides. NCBI's taxonomy places the organism in Eukaryota, Viridiplantae, Streptophyta, Magnoliopsida, Malvales, Dipterocarpaceae. The record is from the annotation of a GenBank genome assembly.